Molecule: messenger RNA, 1584 nt
Organism: Diachasma alloeum
Lineage: Eukaryota; Metazoa; Arthropoda; Insecta; Hymenoptera; Braconidae
Product: TBC1 domain family member 19
Exons: 9
Coding region: 1-1584 (527 amino acids)
Source: RefSeq, a predicted model, not a curated record
AUGGAGGGACACAAUGAGGGCCUCGAGAUCGACAAGGCCGCUCAGAAGCUCACCGAUGAGAUACAGUCUAUGAGCAAUUAUAAAAAUCUCUACAAUGAAAUUCAGAGACUGGUCGCCUCGUCGGUGGUCAAGAAGGAGAAUUUUAAGGGCACGCUGACGGAAGCGCUGAAGAAUAAUGGACUGGAGACAGAGAUCAGAAACACGGUGUUCCACUGGGCGCGUUCUCAAGGCCAUCUUCGACCCAAGCCGGAGGUGAGGCCGCCCGAAGCUGACCUCAAUUAUCUCAGGAAGACGCAGAUCCAAUGGGAGAGGAGGAUUCAGAAAUCUUUGAAUUCCAUGUGCAAUGAAUUGAAUGUUCCGCUUGCCAGGAUACGACCUAGUGCUGAUAAGGAAGAGCUCGCGGAGAAGUGGAACGAGCUGAGUACUUAUGAUAUCGAUUUAUCUCAGUACAGACCGCUGUACGCGCCCAAGGACUUUCUCGAGGUUCUAUUCUCCGUUCGUGAUCCCGCAUUUAAGAAACAGCCUAGUGAACCCAACUGGGAGUUCAGUCAUAUUCAGAUACGUGUGAAGCAACUCGCGCAAUUGAGGGAAACUUACGCUGAAUUAUCGCAAGGGGUAGCUCUACUGGGAGUCAAUGGGGAAAUGCCAGCCGCGGGGAAUUUCCCCAAUCUCGAAGCGGAGAGAACUGUUCUGGGGGAGAAGGUCUUGUCCUUGAAUCAUGCUCCCAUAGCUCAAGAAUUUCUGAAACGCGGAGCCCCGAGAGCUUUAAGGGGCCAACUCUGGUCGCUUGUGCUGGGAUCAAUUGUUAAAGACACUGACAUCGAAUACUACGAGGAACUGAAGAGUAUGGUUCUUCAAUACGAUAUAAUGGUGGACAAAUUGAUCAUUAAGGACGUGCAGUUGACAGCCAGCAAUGACGAUCAGUACUUCGUCUUUGAAGACGUACUUUACAAAACGAUGUUAUGUUUUUCGCGGGAUUCGGAGGUUUUGGCGCCUGUAACGACGGACAGAAGUGCAGGGGGACAGGUGAUUCACGCGGUGCUCCAGGGGAAGCCUGCCGCACUGGAGAAUACUCUGGUGUUUCCACCGAGUGGAGUCAUUCCUUUUCAUGGUUUCACGAUGUAUGCUACACCUUUCUGCUACCUCUACGACGAUCCCUGCACAAUGUACUACACAUUCCGGGCAUUUUACCUGCGAUAUUGGUUUCGCCUGCAUACUGUAUCGAGUCAUGAACAGGGAAUCGUUGCAUUAUGCUUAUUAUUCGAGAGAUUACUCCAGUGUCACGAGCCCCAGCUCUGGGCGCAUUUCCGCAGCAUGCAGAUACAACCUGUUAAAGUCGUUUUUAAGUGGCUGAUGAGGGGAUUUAGUGGGCAUCUGCCUCCGGAGCAGCUUCUCUACCUCUGGGAUCUCAUCUUGGGAUAUGAUUCACUGGAAAUUAUUUCAUUGCUAGCUGUCACCAUAUUGAGCUUUCGAAAAGAAAAUCUGCUGCAAGUUAAUAAUCUUCAUAAUGUAGAAGCUGUUCUGGCUGAUUUAUCAUCUCUCAAAGUGAUGCCUCUCCUUCAACUCGUUCUAAUCAAGGAAUGA